UUUAUCUUGCGAAGGGCGCGUUACAGCAAGUCGACCACUGACAGUGUCACAAUUGCUUUGGUGCAACCAGACACGUGGGAAACUAGUAAUAGUUUUGAUCAUGUAAGUGGAUAUGAACUAACAAGGAUUCAGAAUGAAACUAACAUGUUGCAGAGAGACCUAUUGGUGACUGACUAUGGGCCUGGAGCUGCUCAGAAAUUGAGAGACAAUCACCUUUAAUGUCGUAUUGGUUGCCUCGUGUUUACAACUGCGUUUGUUUAAAAUGAGGACUUGAUGAUUAAAUCAAUCAGGAAAAAAAGCCGCUAGCAAGUUUCUGGUCACAAAUAUCAUUCCAUUCCUUUGAAAUCAAAGAGACUAAAAUGAGAGUCAGCUCAUGGGAAGGAGCAUGUCCAUCAUCAUUAUUUAAAAUUGAAUCAUUCUAGCCUUCAUUAACUCACACUAAGAGGAAAAAAUUGUUUAGCUUUUCAAGUAGACAUGACUGACAAUGCGAGCGCCAGAGUUGACACCCCGACCAAUAUUUCUCUGAGUCCCAGCAAUGCCGUUUCCCAGUCCCUGGAGUACAAGACUGUGUCUGUCUUCUUGGUCCUGCUUGUGUGUGGUGUUGGCAUCGUGGGAAAUAUAAUGGUGGUCCUCGUUGUCCUAACCACCCGACACAUGAGGACACCAACAAAUUGUUACUUGGUGAGCCUGGCAAUAGCUGACCUAACAGUACUAGUUGCGGCGGGACUUCCGAACAUCUCAGACAGUCUCACGGGAACCUGGGUGUUUGGCCACGCUGGCUGCUUGGGAAUCACCUACCUGCAGUACUUGGGCAUCAAUGUCUCAUCAUGCUCCAUCACCGCCUUCACUGUAGAAAGGUACAUUGCGAUAUGCCAUCCAAUGAAGGCUCAGACUGUGUGCACAGUGUCCAGGGCCAAGAGGAUAAUUGCAGGGGUUUGGAUCUUCACCUGUAUUUACUGCGUAUUAUGGUUUUUCCUUGUGGAUAUUCAGGUGAGCCUGGAUGGACAUGUACAGUGUGGGUACAGGGUGAAGCGGGAGCUCUACCUUCCCAUCUACCUCAUCGACUUUGCUAUUUUUUACGUUGUCCCGUUACUUCUCGCUGUUGUGCUCUACGGACUGAUAGCAAGGAUUCUCUACCUCGGACCGCUGCCAAACCAACCAGAAACCAGAGCCACAACAUUGCGCCAAAGUUGUCGGGAGGUCACAGAAAUGGGGAAGGGGGGUCGUCCCCGCCGUCUGAGUGCACUCUCCUCCAGGAAGCAGGUGACCAAAAUGUUAGCCGUCGUGGUGAUCUUGUUUGCUCUGCUGUGGAUGCCCUAUCGAACAUUGGUUUUGAUCAACUCUUUUGUGUCCACACCCUAUUUGGAUGCCUGGUUUCUAUUAUUUUGUCGGACGUGCAUUUAUUCCAACAGUGCAAUCAACCCUGUGAUAUACAAUGCCAUGUCUCAGAAGUUCCGCUCAGCAUUUCGUGGGCUGUACCACUGCAAGCCGCAAGGGGGAACGCAGAGAUUAUCAGCCAUUCCUACCGUUCGCGACCCACGUACAUCCUUGUCCAAUAUUAGUGCACAAAAUGAAAGAGCAAAAAGAGAUAUUGUUAAUUCCACUCCCGAUGUAAUCAACACAAAACAUAAUGGAAACGGUCAUCAAGAGACAAAGUUGAUAAAUGGCAACAAAGCAGACAACUUUAUCAGAUCGGCAUCUUAUUGUUUAGAUGUCAGUUCCAUUGACACAUCCCUCAUGAGUGAUGUGAAGCGGUCUCCAUCAACUGAUGACACAACUCAUUUUCUUGACACACAGACAACAAAAGCUCAACCGGAUGCUACAUCGGUAGACGGACGGACGGACAGAUAGAUAGCUGGAUUGAUAGAUAGAUAACUGGAUUGAUAGAUAGAUAGAUAGAUAGAUAGAUAGAUAGAUAGAUAGAUAGAUAGAUAGAUAGAUAGAUAGAUAGAUAGAUAGAUAGAUAGAUAGAUAGAUAGAUAGAUAGAUAGCUGGAUUGAUAGAUAGAUAGAUAGAUAGAUAGCUGGAUUGAUAGAUAGAUAGAUAGAUAGAUAGAUAGAUAGAUAGAUAGAUAGAUAGAUAGAUAGAUAGAUAGAUCGGUCUUUCCUAAAGGGAAAGGUUUAAAAGUAUAAGGGAGGCUUUAUAAAGCCUUUUUUUUAAUAUAUAUUCUGUUGUACUCCACGUAACGCCUGUUCUAUAUUGAGCUUCACAGCAAGCUAAACUCCUUGCAACAUCUUCUCCAAGGAAGAGACGUGUGUUGUAGUUGGCAGGGUUUUACUACAAAAAGAUGUGAAACUGCAAUAUAAAUAAAAAUGCAAGCAAGAGCAAACAAAUGAGGCAAUAGCAAGCACUGAGGCAGAUGAAGUUUGCAUCGUCCAACAUUCAACGCAUGAAACAAAAAUCGCUACGUUUUUAGCAAUGUAACGAUCAAUCAAAUAUAGUAAAUAAUACCAUUAUAGAUGUUGAACUUACUCUUAUUGCCACUCAGAGGGUUAUAACAAACGGAUGUCUUCUGAGCAACAAAUGAACAAGGCAACUUCCUGGUACGUCACUCCCUGUUGUAAUUCCAAGCCUUGUGUUACUUUUUGGUUUUGUAUUUGUAAGCUUUAGUGCUGUGACUCUUCGAGUGUUAUGUGAUCGACGUCAAAAAUAAAAUAUAUGUUUUUGUUUUUACCUAUAAAGAAUGCAUGAUUAUACUGUUUGACUAUCAAGCAAAUAUGAAUGCUGAUGCUGUGAACUAAUCAGCUACAAAACUAGACAUCAUUUCAAAAAAUACAGUCUACUCAUGCAGGUGUUACCUUCACAAUUAUUGAUUUAUCUAAAGUGUUUCAAAUGCCUUGGCAAACGAUUGAACAAACGUGCAGUUUUUGAGGUCUCGUGCAAAGGGACAUUUUUAGAGGUACAAGGAUUUGCCCCGAUGCCAGCAAUUUGUACCUUGUCUACCUUGAAGGGAAAUGUCAUAGAGGUGGUACCUGUGUACAAAAUAUGUUGGAGUUUUGCUUGAUGACUCUCUCACCUUUAGGACCCAUAUUGACAAUCUUGUUAAAAAAAAACUGAAACUGGGCUUUUUUCUUUCAAAAUUAACAGUGUUUCUCAUUUGAGGCAAAAAAAAAAGCCACUUGUUACUGCAACGUUUUUAUCUGUUUAAGAUUAUGGAUAUGUGUUGUUCAAGAAUGUCAAUGUCUUAACUGUUUAUCAUGUUUGGUAGCACUUGAGAUUACUUGAUCAAAUUGCAACUGCUUUUUAUAAUGUUUAUGUACAAUUUAGUAAGAUGUGUAAAUGCCUCUUGGCCAGGACUCCCUUGUAAAAGAGGUUUUUAAGCUCAAUGGGACUUUCCUGGUUAAAUAAAAAUUAAAUUGAUCAUUAUGUUCAGUUGAUAAUUAUGGCUGCCUUCUGAAAUUGGCCUCUUAAUGUAUGUCUUUCUGAGUCAGUCACUGAAAGUUACGACUGAGACCCGGACUGUAUUUCGACCAGCUCCUUCCUUCGUCUGGCGAUUUGUUUUGAAGGAAAAAAUGUAAAGUAGACUUUAAGAUAUUUUAUGAAGAGAAGUGCACAAUAUGUGUAACAAAUUGUUGCACCUAAUUACUUGUUGUGUGUGAUGUAUUGCCUUGCUUUAUUGACAUCAUUUAAAAGUUUUAAAACUUCAUUAUGUGUGUUUAUUCGGCCCUGGAAAGCUGCUUUUGUUAUAUGGUACAUGGUAUCACUGUUGUAAUUGAAUACCGAUGGCGUUGGGCUGGAACUUCCCAUGUCACAGUUGGAUAAAUUUCCCAUUUUUUUCCCACAAAUCUAUACCCUUGGUGUAUUGGUCUACCUGUCUGUGUUUAUUAUUAUCAUCAUCAUUAUUAUUAUUAUUAUUAUUGGAGUUGGAUGAAAAGUGAAAAGUCCACCCAAUGCCAGCAAUUUAUUUAAAUGUUUUGGGUUUUAUCUUUUGUCCAUUUGUAAAAUAUUUUCCCAAUAUUGUACUUAUUGUUCUGCUCUCUUCUUACUGUGUAAUUUGUGCAUGAAUUAUUUUCACUUAAUAAGUGAAUAAGUAAUAAGUGAAUAAGUAAUAAGUGUGCAUAAAUUAUUUUCACUUAAUCAAUGGGAAUAAAUAGUUCUGUUUGCACAGCA
Molecule: messenger RNA, 4110 nt
Organism: Syngnathus typhle (broad-nosed pipefish)
Lineage: Eukaryota; Metazoa; Chordata; Actinopteri; Syngnathiformes; Syngnathidae
Gene: trhr2
Product: thyrotropin releasing hormone receptor 2
Exons: 6
Coding region: 475-1851 (458 amino acids)
Biological process (GO): phospholipase C-activating G protein-coupled receptor signaling pathway
Cellular component (GO): membrane
Molecular function (GO): thyrotropin-releasing hormone receptor activity
Source: RefSeq, a predicted model, not a curated record